Chiloscyllium plagiosum (whitespotted bambooshark) is the source of this 937-nucleotide messenger RNA. Its product is annotated as EEF1A lysine methyltransferase 3-like. Gene Ontology annotation, cellular component: protein-containing complex; cytosol. NCBI's taxonomy places the organism in Eukaryota, Metazoa, Chordata, Chondrichthyes, Orectolobiformes, Hemiscylliidae. The record is from RefSeq and is a predicted model, not a curated record.
UUCGCAGGAGCAACUUCGAAUUUUGCGGAUUUAAUCUAAAGAUCGUUCGAUUCAUGGACGCUGAAUUGGGCGUCUCCUCGUAUGUCUGGGAGGCUGGGGUUGCGCUUUGCCGGUACUUCGAAAAGGAAAACGUCAGUUUUACUGGGAAGAAAGUGAUUGAAUUGGGAUCAGGCACUGGAAUCGUGGGGAUCCUAGCAACCUUGCUAGGUGGAAAUGUUACCAUGACAGACCAACCAGCAAUUCUGAGGCAAAUAAACAACAACAUCUCCAUUAACGUCCCUUUUGCCUGCAGGCACCGUUUAAAAGUGUGUGCCCUGACCUGGGGUGAAGACCUAAUUAACUUUAAUACCGACUACGAUGUCGUCCUGGGGUCGGAUAUUGUCUAUUCUUCAUCUUCUUACACUGCACUUGUAGACACUCUGAGGCAUCUCUGCAGCCAACGAACAACGAUUUACCUGGCUUCCGAAUUUCGAAGUGGGAAUGGAUCUCUUUCUUUCCAUGAAGUGACCCUCCCUGGCUAUUUUAACUGCCAGGUUGUGGACAGAUUAGAGACUAAAUACAUAGCUGUCUACAAAAUGACCAAACUUGGUUCACUAGACUGUAAGAAAUAGGACAAGCCCGCACAUUGCUGCCGUUACCAUCAUCAAUAGCCUGGAAUAAAUCAAGCACAUCAUAGCUACAGGUUUUAAAACACAAAUUAGUCAUUGAAAGGAAGGUUUGAAUUUUAAAUGCUGUCCAGAGACAGUCAUGAAAUAAAACCAGGCAGGAUCGGCCUUCCACCAUUUCUGUUCCUGCCUUAGAAAAAUCUCGGUAAUUAAUGUUGAGAAUGUUUUCUUUAGCAUAGCAUGGAUUUUGUUUACGUGACAAACAGAUAAAAAGGAUCGUGAAGCAUAUUAACUUUGUUGUAUAUGUAAAUUCAAUUAAUAUAUGUACAUUG